This is a messenger RNA of Trichomonas vaginalis G3, 1425 nucleotides long. Its product is annotated as multi antimicrobial extrusion (MatE) family. Gene Ontology annotation, molecular function: antiporter activity; xenobiotic transmembrane transporter activity. Lineage: Eukaryota; Parabasalia; Trichomonadida; Trichomonadidae. Gene Ontology annotation, cellular component: membrane. Bases 1 to 1425 code for a protein of 474 amino acids. The transcript has a single exon. The record is from RefSeq and is a predicted model, not a curated record. Gene Ontology annotation, biological process: transmembrane transport.
AUGUCACUUGGACCUUUAAUAUCACAAAUUGUCCAAGCUUUGACAAGUGUCAUAGGCUCAAUUCUUGUUGCAAAAUCAAUAGGUCAAAUAGGUGUUGAAGUAUAUGGUGCGGUAUACACUGUUGAGUUCUUUGCUGUUGCCAUUGCUCAGUUCCUUUCAGCCGGACUCAGUGUUCGGCUCAGUUAUCUUUAUGGAGCUCAAGAGCUAGAAAGUACAGAUCAAUUAUUUGUUGAUUUCUUGCGUCUAAGCGUAAUAUUAGGAAUUAUAACCCCUUGCAUUGUUCUACCAGUUACUAAACCUGUUAUUAGGUGGUUUGGAGCUGAUGAACUGACCGCAGAAUUAUCUCUUCAGUAUAUGUCUCCGAUCACAGGAGCUUGCCUAUUUAAUAUUAUUUUCUUAGUUUCAUCCGGCGUUAUAUUGGCGGAUGGAAAAUCUGUUACAUAUGCUAUAUUCCAAGUUGCCUCAUUUGUUUUAAACAUCGGAGUUUUUUCACCGAUUCUCUUACUUGGUAUCAAGACACCAAUUUGGGGAGCAUCGCUUGCAACGAUUCUUUCCCAAGCUAUUCCAGGCAUAUUUAUAACAGUAAUGAUUUUCAAAGGCAAAUUUAGACUUCACCCCACUAUUAACAUGUUUUGGAAGCCAUUCUGUGUCGAAACAAAACAUGCACUUAAGAUAGGCUUUUCAACACUCAUAUCUCAGAUCUCUCUAACAUUACCUUUCUUAUUAAUGCAGAAAUAUGCUAAUAAUGCUGCAAUGGCAAUCGGACAAUACGGAAAUGCAGUUGCAGUUUGGGCAGUCGUUGAAAAGCUAUAUCUUAUCAUUGGCGGAAUUUGCAUUGGAUUCUCAACUGGAUUUUUGAACCCAGGAUCUUAUGCAUUUGGUGCUAAGAACUACAAGAGAUUCUUUAAGCUUAUGAUUCAUGGUAUUUGGCUUUGCACAGCUAGUUGCUUAGUAAUUUCAGUUGUUAUUAUUUCUGUUCCUGUCCAAAUCUCCAAACUAUGGUCACAAUCCGAGUCAUUCUUAGAAAUGUCUAAGAAGAUCACGCCAAUCCUUUAUUUCACAGCUUUUACACUUGGUAUGCAGUACAUGGUUCCUGUUGUCUUGCAAGCAUCAAAGAAGAUCUUUGCAUCAUCAACAUUAUCUGUUCUUACAUUAGUUCUUCCUGUUCCAAUCUUCAGUACAAUUCUUUACUUCACAGGAGAUGGAAAAAUGAAUCCUCAAAGAAUAUUUUACACAUACACGUGUAAUGAUUCUUAUUCAUUUAUUGUUUGCACACUCUUCUUCAUUAGUCCACUCAAGAAGAUGAUCAAGGCCAUGAAAACAGGAUCAUUUGAAGAUGAAGAAGAUCUUAAGAAUGAAAUUGAUAAUGAAGAAGAAUCUGUUGAAAACAUGGAUGAACAAGAACGUCCUGCUACGGAAAUUUAA